AAUUGAUUCAGAGACUUAGAUAAUUCUAGUCGAUACAGAGACAAUAUGCUCAGUGCAAUUGUGAAGUUUUUGUUGGUUGUGAGUGUGAGUUAUGUUGUAGCGAAACGAUUGCCGCAAAAUGAAACAGUCAACGCUUCGAAUAUUGAAGAAAUGGCCCAAAAGCCAGUAUGCCACUACACUGACCCUAACGUCGGAGAGUGCAUCAAGCGAGUAGCAGAGCAAGCCAGAGCGCUACUCGCCCACGGCAUCCCCUCAUUCGGCAUCCAGCCCCUUGAGCCCUUGAAGGUACCGAGCAUACGGCUCAGGCAGCAUAACAUGCCGCAAAACAGGUUCAAAUAUGAUGCCUGGCUCUCGGACUUGGAGUUGGAUGGACUGACUAAUUACACGUUUAAUAAAUUGGAUGUAUACCCAGAAGAUUUAAAGGUGUCUGGAAACAUCAGCUUACCACAAUUGGUUAUGUCAGGAGAAUACGUUAUCAUUGGAGAAUUCCAAAUGCUACCUGUCGAGUCCACGGGCUUCAUUUCUGCUAAUUUUACUCAAUGUACCGCAGCUCUUGACGCUGUUGGUGCGAAAGUUCACAAGAGAAUAGUAAUCAAAGACGCUAAUGUGAAAUUGCGUUGCGCUGGGCCUUUGGAUGCAAGUCUUAAAGAGGCUCAUUCAACUACCGGAGAAAUGGAAAUGGUGACAAAACACAUAGUCCACAUGCACGCAAGUGAAUUGGCCAAAGAAGUUCAACCAGCCGUGGAGACAGCUCUCAGCAUGGUUCUAGAAGACAUAGCCAACAAAUUCCUGAAGCAUGUACCCCCCAACAUGGUCUUCCCUGCUUAGUGCCACCUGUUCUUAACAUUUUGUGUUGUUUGUUUUAUUGUUUGCGCCAUUGUUUUAGUGCUAGUCAUAAAA
Molecule: messenger RNA, 900 nt
Organism: Colias croceus (clouded yellow)
Lineage: Eukaryota; Metazoa; Arthropoda; Insecta; Lepidoptera; Pieridae
Exons: 5
Coding region: 46-828 (260 amino acids)
Source: RefSeq, a predicted model, not a curated record